This is a messenger RNA of Theileria annulata, 972 nucleotides long. RefSeq lists its product as uncharacterized. The coding region runs from base 1 to 972 and encodes 323 amino acids. The record is from RefSeq and is a predicted model, not a curated record. NCBI's taxonomy places the organism in Eukaryota, Apicomplexa, Aconoidasida, Piroplasmida, Theileriidae. The transcript has a single exon.
AUGAAAACUCCAACUAGGAAGGAGUUGGAGAAAAACUUGCCGAAACAUGUAUUUCUAGUUCUCAACAAGUGUCUGUUACUGUAUACUUCUCUGGCCAAAUUGGAACUGGAGCUGUUCCGAAUCGCAGGAGUGUUGGUGGAAAAUCGCAUUUCAAACUUGACAAUUUUCAACGCAGAUGGUCACCUUAACCGGUUUUUAUCACUCAAAUACAAAGAUUGCAGUGAUAGAAGGUUGGAUUUUAAAUCUUUAACUGAAUUGUGCCUGGCCAAAAAUUCCUAUAUUGCUGAUGAUUUUGAUGAAUCCUGUAACACUAACCACACACUUAUAUACUAUAUAAACAAGGUUAACAAUGACUUGUUUAUCUCAAGUCACAAAAUUAGCGGUAAUUCCGGUCGAAAGGGGUUAACGCUCGUGGUCAUUGAUAACACACAUUCACACUCGAAACUCUUAAAAUUAACUCCAAAACCUAGUUUUACAAACCCGAACCCAAAUUGGAUUAGGGAGAAAUCAAAGAAAGGUAAAAUUAUUCUGGAGUAUCAAGUUCCUGAAGAGUCCUCUGUUACACACCCGGAGGUACAAAAGGAGUUGUGCACUUUUCAUGGUGUUACAGUAUCGCUUCCUGAUUUAUUGAUUUCAAUACGUUUAACAUUACUUGACCUGAUUGUUUUUAUUUUCAACUAUGUAUACACUCUACUUUUAAACAAAGUAUGUAGUUUACUAAAGCGUAUUUUCUCUAAGGUAAGACUUAGAAGAAUUAAACUCGACAAGGAGUUACUGAAAUUUGCGCUUGUAAUAAGAUUGGGUGAUUUGUUUACAGGUGGAAUGUCAGUUGUCCACGCAUUUGGUGCUUCUGGAGUUCAGCCUUGGUUCCUUUCAGAGGCUGAAAUUUAUGAAGUCUUCGGACUUAAGACCAUGCAUAUUGUUAAUUGUAUCAACCAAUUUGCAAAUACGGUUCGAAGAUGCGGAAAAUAA